This is a messenger RNA of Macrobrachium nipponense, 675 nucleotides long. Its product is annotated as pigment-dispersing hormone type 1-like. NCBI's taxonomy places the organism in Eukaryota, Metazoa, Arthropoda, Malacostraca, Decapoda, Palaemonidae. The record is from RefSeq and is a predicted model, not a curated record. The transcript is spliced from 4 exons. The coding region runs from base 112 to 351 and encodes 79 amino acids.
ACCAUUCGAUCUUCGUUUGUCUUCCUGAUCACCCACUUAUUUCGUCUCUCUCAAAGUAUUCAUUCAAAGCGGUUCUGUAUUUCAUAAUUAUUUCCCUUUACAUGAAAUCAAAUGCAGUCAAAAUUCGUAGCUGUCUGCUUGGCCUUGGUGGUCGUCGUUCUCUCCUGCUAUGCAACGGCUCAGGAAGAUCUCACGAUAACAGAGAGACAGGUCGUGGCAGAACUUGCUGCCCAAAUCCUGCGCGUGACCCACGGAUCCUGGAGUUCAGCAGAGGCCCACAAGAGGAAUUCGGGAAUGAUCAACUCCAUCCUCGGGAUUCCCAGAGUCAUGGCUGAAGCGGGAAAGAAAUAGGACGACGGACUUUUUAAAUUCUAAUUUCUAGGACACGAUGUACUGUAAUGGACCAUCAUGCAAAUUUGCUGCAUUUACUUCUUCUCACUGUACCUUGAGAGAAACCGAGGAAUCAAAAGUGACCUCCGUAAAUUAGUUCUGUGAUUGCUCCCUGAAAAUUUCUCCAGUCAGUUGUUAACAAAACUCAUUGACUUCAUAUAUGCUGCAGUCAUCAAUAGACAGUUAAAAAUUGAUGACUGUUUUAACAUAUCCUUAUUACAAGAGAUAAUGUCUCAGACGCUUCAGAACUGUAGGGUUUGCGUAAGAUUUAAGAAAUAAAUAUGU